AUGGCCGAGUCCGCGUCCCCCAUUGGCAUUGCCAACCUGCCAAACCAGAGGCACAAGAUUGUUGCAAAGCGCGGUGCUGCCUUCACCAUAAUGGUUGCUGGCGAGUCAGGUCUCGGAAAGACUACCUUCAUCAACACCCUCUUCUCCACCACCAUCAAGAACUAUGCCGACCACAAGCGACGACACCACAAGCAGAUGGACAAGACUGUCGAGAUUGAGAUCACCAAGGCCGAGCUCGAGGAGAAGUUCUUCAAGGUCCGCCUUACUGUUAUCGACACCCCUGGUUUCGGUGACUACGUCAACAACCGCGACUCGUGGCAACCCAUCAUCGAGUUCCUUGACGACCAGCACGAGUCGUACAUGCUGCAAGAGCAACAACCGCGCCGCUCUGAUAAGAUCGAUCUCCGUGUUCACGCCUGCUUGUACUUCAUCCGCCCCACCGGCCACACCUUGAAGCCCCUUGACAUUGAGGUCAUGAAGAAGCUAUGCACACGCGUUAACCUGAUCCCGGUUGUAGCCAAGGCCGACACAUUGAGCCCAACAGACCUGGCCAGGUUCAAGGCGAGGGUGCGCCAAGUGAUCGAUGCUCAGGGCAUCAAGAUCUACACUCCCCCACUCGAGGACGACGACGCUGCCGCCAUGCAGCACGCACGCGGCCUCAUCGACGCCAUGCCUUUCUCCGUUAUCGGUUCUGAGAAGGACGUUCAGACCAACGACGGCCGUACCGUCAAGGGCCGCCAAUACGCUUGGGGUGUUGCCGAAGUCGAGAACGAGGAGCACUGCGACUUCAAGAAGCUCCGCGCCAUCCUCAUCCGAACCCACAUGCUUGACCUCAUUCACACUACCGAGGAGAACCACUACGAGGCCUACCGUGCCGGCCAGAUGGAGACAAGGAAGUUUGGCGAGGCGCGCCCAAGGAAGCUGGACAACCCCAAGUUCAAGGAGGAGGAAGAGGCGCUCCGCAAGCGUUUCACCGAACAGGUCAAGGUUGAGGAGCAGCGCUUCAGGCAGUGGGAGCAGAAGCUCAUUGCUGAGCGCGAUCGCCUCAACAAGGACCUUGAGGCUAGUCACGCAGAGAUCAAGCGUCUUGAGGGCGAGGUGGACAACCUCCAGGGCAGCAUCAACCGCUCUCACGGUCGUCGCUAG
Messenger RNA from Alternaria burnsii, 1146 nucleotides. RefSeq names its product cell division control protein 12. Gene Ontology annotation, molecular function: molecular adaptor activity; GTP binding; GTPase activity. Bases 1 to 1146 code for a protein of 381 amino acids. Gene Ontology annotation, cellular component: cell division site; microtubule cytoskeleton; cytosol. NCBI's taxonomy places the organism in Eukaryota, Fungi, Ascomycota, Dothideomycetes, Pleosporales, Pleosporaceae. Gene Ontology annotation, biological process: cytoskeleton-dependent cytokinesis. The transcript has 6 exons. The record is from RefSeq and is a predicted model, not a curated record.